Molecule: messenger RNA, 1665 nt
Organism: Tarenaya hassleriana
Lineage: Eukaryota; Viridiplantae; Streptophyta; Magnoliopsida; Brassicales; Cleomaceae
Product: basic 7S globulin-like
Exons: 1
Coding region: 22-1461 (479 amino acids)
Biological process (GO): proteolysis
Molecular function (GO): aspartic-type endopeptidase activity
Source: RefSeq, a predicted model, not a curated record
UUAGACGAACUUCUAAUUACAAUGCCCAGCCCGAAUAUCAUACAUUGUAGGAAAAAGUCAAAGUUUCGUCAGACAAUUAUCAAACGACAAUUCAAAUAUGGUGUAUUAAAAAAAGAUGGAAAAAGUCAAACAUGUUGUCUAGUCUCAAAAGCUAUAAAUGGAAUAUGGAAGUACCUCUGCAACUAUCUGAGAAACAAAAUCACCAUGGCUUCAUCUCUUCUUCACCAUGUUCUUGUUGUUCUUCUCUUCUUCGUCGUUGCGACAUUUGCCCAGCAAUCCUUCCGACCAAAAGCUCUUGUCCUGCCGGUGACAAAAGACGCUUCUACCCUCCAAUACGUUGCCACCAUCAACCAACGCACCCCUCUCGUCCCGGUGAAGCUCGUCGUCGACCUCGGCGGUCAAUUCCAGUGGGUCGUCUGCGACAAGGGCUACGUCUCCUCCACGUACCGCCCGGCUCGUUGCCGCUCCGCCGUCUGCUCACUCGCCCGCUCCACCUCCUGCGGCGAUUGCUUCUCCGCGCCAAGACCAGGCUGCAAUAACAACACCUGCGGCGCCUUUCCAGCCAACACCAUCACUCCCAUCGUCACUUCCGGCGAACUCGCUCAGGACGUUGUUUCUAUCGAGUCCACCGACGGGUCGAACCCGGGUCAGAUCGUAACUCUGCCCAGAUUCGCCUUCGUUUGCGGUUCCACGUUUUUGCUUGAUGGGCUUGCGAACGGGGCCGUGGGCAUGGCCGGAUUGGGCCGUACCAACAUCGCUCUCCCGGCCCAGUUCUCCGCCGCAUUUAGUUUCCGGCGGAAGUUCGCCGUAUGUCUGUCGACGGGGAGAGGCGUCAUCUUCUUCGGCGACGGACCUUACUUCUUCCUCCCCGGGAUCGAGAUUGCCCGGCUGACCUACACGCCGUUGUUCAUCAACCCCGUGAGCACCGAAUACUUCAUCGGCGUCAACGGAAUCAGAGUCAACAACAAGCUCCUGCCUUUGAAUCAGACCCUAUUGAAGAUCAACAGUGAAGGGUUCGGACGGACAAAGAUCAGCACCGUGAAUCCGUACACCGUCAUGGAGACGUCGAUCUACAACGCCGUCUUGUCGGCGUUCGUCAGAGACACGGCAGCGAAGAGGGUCGCGGCGGUGGCUCCGUUCGGGGCUUGCUUCAGCACGGAGGGCGUGGCGAGUACGCGCUUGGGUGCGGCGGUGCCGGAGAUCGACCUGGUUCUGCAAAGCAGCGACGUCGUAUGGAAAAUCUUCGGGGCGAACUCGAUGGUGAGCGUAAGCGACAACGUCAUCUGUCUGGGUUUUGUCGACGGAGGAGUAAACCCGAUGAGUUCCAUAGUCAUCGGAGGGCAUCAGUUAGAAGACAAUCUGGUUCAAUUCGAUUUGGCGGCGUCGAGAUUAGGGUUCAGCUCCACGCUGUUGGGAAGCCGUACGAAUUGUGCCAACUUCAAUUUCACUUCCACUGCUUGAUCAGCUCCACGCUGUUGGGAAGCCGUACGAAUUGUGCCAACUUCUCCCCGUGUUCUUGCGAAUGUUAUUUCGUGUCGUUAAUAAGGCCGAAGGGAUUUUUCCCGUGUAUGUUGUAUUGUUUGUCUUGUAAAGGGACAUCUUUGUAACGUCGAGUAGUUUUGGGGAAUUUGUAUAAUUUUAAUAAGUUCGAGGCAUUUAUGACAA